Thecamonas trahens ATCC 50062 is the source of this 951-nucleotide messenger RNA. RefSeq lists its product as uncharacterized. The transcript has a single exon. Lineage: Eukaryota; Apusomonadida; Apusomonadidae. Gene Ontology annotation, biological process: protein import into peroxisome matrix. Gene Ontology annotation, cellular component: peroxisomal membrane. Bases 1 to 951 code for a protein of 316 amino acids. The record is from RefSeq and is a predicted model, not a curated record. Gene Ontology annotation, molecular function: zinc ion binding.
AUGACGACACCCGGGGAGAUGUUCCACGUAGCGGCUCCUGAGAGGGUUCUUCGCGCCAGACAAAAGGACGGACAGCAUGUAUCUGAGCUGCGUGGACGGUUGGAGGAGCUGGUCCGUGGCAUGGUCGGCGGAAGAGCGAGCGAAGCGGCGGCUGGGACCGUCUCGCUCGUCGCAUCGCUGGUGUACUAUGGUCUGACAAAGGGUCUUUGCCAGCCAUCGGUCGGCGAAGAGUAUGGUUAUGUGCUGGCGACGCGGAGCUCGGCGCCUCUUGAAGGCAUCGUUCCGGCGGCUGGUCCGCUCUCGGCUCCUGGUCGCGUCCGCGCGGCGAAUGGCUCCAUCAAGUGGGCGCCGUCGGACGUGCCGCUGGUGCGCAUGUGGCUGGCGUUGCUGCUCAAGAUCGUAGCACCGCUGCUGGUGGCUCGCGCCGACGUCCGAGCUGCAGUGGCACGCUUGAUCGGCGCCUGGGUCGAUCGCCACUGGCCGCUGAUCCAGCGCCUCGCCGCCGCGGUCAUCGCUCUCCACGAGGCCUGGUUCUUUGCCGUCGGCUCGUACGCUUCGAUCGCUGACCGGCUCUUGGGCAUUGUCCACGCUGAUGUGGCGCCCUCGACCUCGCAUCUGGCCCGAACUCGCAACCAGGGCUACGUCGGCAUGGCGGUCCUCCACGCCAUCCCGCCGGCCAUCGACCUUGUCUCUGCCCUCCGCACGCUCGCCACACCGCCGGCCGGCGAGUCGACCGACGACAGUGAGCAUGUGCGUGGCGCACAGCUGCUCGCCCCCGAAAUCGACUGUCCCAUCUGCUUUGAGGACAUGUCGCACAACGUCUCAGCCACGCUCUGCGGUCACGUCGCUUGCUGGGACUGCCUUAUCCAGUUUACCGCCUCGGACGCUUGCUGCCCGACCUGCCGCGCGCCGACCAAGCCCUCUGAUGUCGUCCGUCUGUACAACUACUGA